Molecule: messenger RNA, 3501 nt
Organism: Melitaea cinxia (Glanville fritillary)
Lineage: Eukaryota; Metazoa; Arthropoda; Insecta; Lepidoptera; Nymphalidae
Gene: Vps35
Product: vacuolar protein sorting-associated protein 35
Exons: 19
Coding region: 28-2496 (822 amino acids)
Biological process (GO): retrograde transport, endosome to Golgi; intracellular protein transport
Cellular component (GO): late endosome; retromer, cargo-selective complex; retromer complex
Source: RefSeq, a predicted model, not a curated record
CGGUAUUUACUGUUGUCGACUGUACACAUGGAGCGUUUACACAACCCGUUUAUUUACAUUUGGUCGAAUGCGCAGAUGACGAACCAGGUUUCACCUAUCGAGGAGCAGGAGAAGCUUCUUGACGAUGCUUUGAACGUGGUCAAAGUCCAGGCAUUUCAAAUGAAAAGAUGCCUGGACAAAUCCAAGUUGAUGGAUGCUCUGAAGCAUGCAUCCACAAUGCUGGGAGAGCUUAGAACAUCACUGCUGUCCCCAAAGAGCUACUAUGAACUCUAUAUGGCAAUAACAGAUGAGCUCCGACAUUUAGAGCUGUACUUGUUGGAAGAAUUCCAGAAGGGUCGUAAAGUGGCAGAUCUCUAUGAAUUGGUACAGUACGCUGGUAAUAUUGUGCCCCGAUUGUACCUUUUGAUCACUGUCGGAUUGGUGUACAUCAAGACAAAUACGAAUUUGAGGAGAGAUUUAUUGAAGGAUUUGGUAGAGAUGUGCCGUGGUGUUCAGCAUCCGUUACGUGGUCUGUUCCUGAGGAAUUACUUACUGCAGUGCACUAGGAAUGUGCUGCCUGAUACCACUGAAGCUCAGAAUGAGAAUGAGGGAACUGUUCGGGAUGCCAUUGACUUUGUUUUGAUGAAUUUCGCUGAAAUGAAUAAGUUAUGGGUUCGAAUGCAGCAUCAAGGUCAUUCAAGAGACAAAGAACGUCGUGAACGCGAACGGUCCGAGCUGAGGAUCCUCGUGGGUACGAACCUGGUGCGACUCUCUCAGCUGGAGUCUGUGGGCGAGCAGGACUACCGGCGCCUCGUGCUGCCCGGCAUCCUGGAGCAGGUGGUCAGCUGCCGGGACGCCAUCGCGCAGGAGUACCUCAUGGAGUGCAUCAUACAGGUUUUCCCUGACGAAUUUCACUUGGCCAAUCUGCAACCGUUUCUCAAAUCCUGUGCAGAGCUACAACCGGGAGUCAAUAUCAAGAAUAUUAUUAUAGCCCUCAUUGAAAGAUUAGCGGCUUACAGUCAGAGAAACGAAGGUAAUGUCAACUUGAGCGUAGUUCUAGAAGAUGGCAACGAACAAGAAGUGCAACUGUUUGAAGUGUUCUCGGACCAAGUUGCUGCCAUAACUCAGAGUCGUACAGACAUGCCACCCGAAGACAUGCUAGCAUUACAGCUGGCGUUGCUGAAGCUGGCUCAGCGUUGUCAUCCCGACAAGUUGUCGUAUGUCAAUAGGGUUCUUGCACACACAGACAGAAUCUGUGCUGAUAUUUAUCAGGCAAGUGGUAAACCACACUUAGAACACAACACACCGGUCUUCAAAGAACUGAUGAAGAUAUUGAAACUACCAGCGGACCACUACAAGAACAUACUGACGCUGAUAAAACUACAGAACUACGCUCCGUUGAUCAACCGUCUCAACCAAGUUGGUAGGAUGAUGAUCGCUGUUCAUCUCAUUAAUGAUGUUCUGGAGAGUGAUACUACUGUGUCUACUCCUGAAGAUGUUGAAGCAGUUCUGUCAAUGUUAGAGGUUCUAGUGAAGGAACAACCCGAUGGAGCAGUGGACACUGACAACGAGGACUUUGUAGAGGAACAGGGUUUGCUGGCCAGAUUAAUCCAUCACUUCAAAUCGGAUUCAGCAGAUCAACAGUACUUGAUACUGAGCGCGGCACGUAAGGCCCUUCAAGGUGGGGGGGCGAAACGCAUCCAACAUACAUUCCCCCCUAUAGUAUUCCACGCGUACCGCCUCGCGUUCACUUAUAAGGAUUUGAAGGAUCAGGACGAUAUGUGGGAAAAGAAGUGUCAGAAGAUAUUCCAAUUCUGUCAUCAGACAAUUAGCUUGUUGGUCAAAGCAGAACUGGCUGAGUUACCGUUGAGAUUAUACCUCCAAGGUGCACUCGCUAUAAGUGAAAUAGGCUUUGCGAAUCACGAAACAAUUGCAUAUGAAUAUCUGUCACAAGCGUUUUCGUUGUACGAGGACGAAAUAUCAGAUAGCAAGGCGCAACUCGCGGCCAUCACUCUUAUUAUAGCUACGUUCGAACAAAUUGAUUGCUUCGGUGCUGAGAAUGCAGAGCCGAUGCGUACGGCUUGUGCUUUGGCUGCCAGUAAACUUCUUAAGAAACCCGACCAAAGCCGCGCGGUGGCCCUCUGCGCACAUCUCUUCUGGAAGGCUCGAAAGGACGGCAAGCAGUGGGCGCUAAACGAGGCGUCGCGCGCUCUGGACUGCCUCAAGAAGGCAGCCCGCGUGGCUCAACAGUGCAUGGACGGCGGAGUACAGGCGCAACUGCUGGCCGAGCUGCUGGGCCGGUACGCGCUGCUGCGGGAGCGCGGCAACGACUGCCUCACCACCGCGCUCAUCGACGCGAUUAUACAAAAAAUCCGCGAGGAAUUGGGCAAUCUCGACCAAUCGGAGGAGGUUGAACAGAUCACCAAGCAUUUCCACAACACGCUGCAACAUAUCAAAAAUAGAAUGGAGUGUCCAGAUCCGGACGGACUUGGGUACGAAGGUCUAGUUCUGUCCUAACUGUUAUCACACGGAGUAAAAAUGAAUGACUAAAUCAGUCGGAGCAAUUGAGUAAUCAAAGUAAGACAGUCUUUAUUAGUCCAAGUUUUAAAAAAUGUGACAAUUUGAAAAGAUUUUAUGUAAUAGGAUCGUGUUUGCAAUUUACUCUUUGCAACUGUUUUUCUUAGUUAAUUAGGCAAAUAUGAAGAAACUAUAAAAGUACCUCAUUACCCUAAAAUCUUCCAAAAGUUAGACAGGAUUGAAAAAGUGUCUGGUUAAAGGCCAACAGAUCGUAGCCCUAUCUAGAAGCCAUGAUAAUAUUUGACAAAGAAAUGUUUUAAGAUCUAUGUAUUUACGAUAUAAUCGUAAUAACGAAACACUUGCUCUAAUAAAUUUAAAUUUCAUUUAAAGAUCUUUAGUUUAAUAUAUUCCAUGUCGAAAGAUAAGAUAUUGAUAUAUUUUGGUGAAAAAAAAUGUUGGUAAGUGAGGUUAUCAAAUUAUUCAUGUAUUUUAUUUUAAAUGCAAUUUAUUUGUUGCGUUUUUAUUUCAUCCUGAGAUAGAAAACCUUCUGGGUAUUUAUAAUGCGUGAUGUGUUAAUUGUAUACCUAAUUUGUGGAUACGGUUAUCUUUCGGUAACUGAUGCAUUUUACAAUUCAUUAAAAAUGAAAUUGAAAAGUAAUAAUAAAAUUUACUUUACAUUUUAUCAAAUAUAAGCUACUAAUUGCAACUAAUUUCACGAUUUUAUGAAUAAAAAUGAAAUAUAUUUUUUUUAAUUCAUGUUUUGUGAAUUCAUUUGGAAAGAUGUGCAGAUAAUGCUACACUGUAAUAGAUUAAAAGCUUAGUCAUUUUGCAGUUAUUUUAGUCAUUUGAAUUUGAUUGAAACAUGAUGGUACAGGCACUUUAAAUGUAUGAUUUGUUAACUUGCAAUUAUUUUUAAACUAAGGAACGUUUUAAUGUAUAACAUUUUAGUAAAAUAGAAAUACUUUAUAUUUAUAAUCGAAUAAUAAAUCAAUUUAUUAAACUGUU